Messenger RNA from Strongyloides ratti, 2025 nucleotides. RefSeq names its product Smad4 protein. Bases 1 to 2025 code for a protein of 674 amino acids. Gene Ontology annotation, molecular function: I-SMAD binding; DNA-binding transcription factor activity, RNA polymerase II-specific; RNA polymerase II cis-regulatory region sequence-specific DNA binding. Gene Ontology annotation, cellular component: heteromeric SMAD protein complex. The transcript is spliced from 4 exons. NCBI's taxonomy places the organism in Eukaryota, Metazoa, Nematoda, Chromadorea, Rhabditida, Strongyloididae. Gene Ontology annotation, biological process: transforming growth factor beta receptor signaling pathway; BMP signaling pathway; regulation of transcription by RNA polymerase II. The record is from RefSeq and is a predicted model, not a curated record.
AUGUUUAACAAUACAGAAGAUAAUACAUUAUUACAAGGUACACCUACUAAUAAAAAUGUAUUUCUUAACAAUCACCAAGAAAUGCCUUAUUACUCAAGUGCAAUGCCAUCAUCAUACCCAACAACUAAUGGUAAUAUGUAUACAUGCCAUGGUGACUCUAAUUUAUAUAUUAAUGGUAAUUAUAACAACAUUAAUAUUGAAGUUUACAAUAAUACAACUCUUGUUAAUACAAAUUUAAUGCAAAACGGAAAUUUUUUUUAUCCACAAAAUGAUUUUAACAAUUAUUCCGGGUAUUCUAAUAUUAUCCCUACAAAUGAUUCUUAUUAUACUUCAUCUACCGAUGAUAGAGAUAUUUCUUCUAAUACAAAGUCUUCAUAUUCUUAUUUAUCACAAGGAAAUAAUAAUACUAAUAUUACUUCUACUACUAUUACUAGUAGCAAUAAUCCUUCUAAUAACAUUUAUAAUACUAUACCAUCAAAUAAUGGGAAAUCUCAAUCCCUUCAACAUCAAUUAAAACAAUCUUAUGAUCAUUCUUCAAAACAGGCAACAUCAAAUGAUCCUUGUGCUCAGAUAGCACAUGUUUUACAAUGUUACCAACAGGGUGGUCAACAACCAGAAUUUGUUAAAAAAGCUAUUGAAAGUUUGGUAAAAAAAUUAAAAGACAAAAGAACAGAAUUAGAUGCCCUAAUUACAGCUGUAACAUCUGCUGGAAAGACACCAUCAACUUGUGUCACAAUUCCGAGAUCAUUAGAUGGUAGAUUACAAGUUGCAGGAAAAAAAGGUGUCCCACAUGUAGUUUAUGCACAAAUAUGGAGAUGGCCUAAUGUUAAUAAAAGUGAACUUCAAAAAUUACCUAUAUGUGAAGUAUCUAAUGAUAAUCAAGAAUUAAUAUGUAUUAAUCCUUAUCAUUAUGAAAGAGUUGUCUCCAGUUCUUCAACAACAAUGUUAGAAAUGAAAAAUCUUCGUGUCAAUGGUCCAUCGUCCACGUCACCUUAUAUUGAUAAUAAUAAUACUCAGGGAAAUGGAACAUAUGAAAGAAAUCAUACUGGUAAUUUAGACUAUGCAAAUCACGAUGUAAUAUCAUCAAUUAAUCCAAUUUCAAAAAAAGAACCAUUUUUAAUGUAUGGUAGAAAUCAAACACCAAGUGGUAUAUUAAGUCAUCUUCCUGAAGGAGGAAGUAAUUUUGUUACAGAAUUAUCAACACCAAUUAUAAGAAAUCUUGAUUAUCCUAAUAAUAAUUCAAAUAAUAGUAUUAAAGAUGAAUUCAAUAAAGAUAGAUAUAUAGAGGCAAAAAAUAAUUUAUAUGCAAGAUAUGACAUUUCACGUGUUAUAACACCUCAAAUUCCCUGGCCUGAUCAUUGGUGCUCAAUAAGUUAUUAUGAAUUAGAUACACAAAUUGGUGAAACUUUUAAAGUAUCUAAAGAUAUUACUGAAGUUAUUAUUGAUGGUGGUAUGAAUACAUCUGAUGCAAAAAGGGGACGAUUUUGUAUUGGAGCAUUAUCUAAUGUACAUCGUUGUGAGGCUUCAGAAAAAGCCAGAUUAUAUAUUGGUAAAGGUGUUCGUUUAAAAUGGACUCCAAGUAAUUGUGUUUAUCUUGAAAGUAUGUCAACAAAAGCUGUAUUUGUUAGAAGUUACUAUCUUGACUUUGAGAAUAAUCUUGUUUAUGGAUCAACAGUUCAUAAGUUUUUGUGUGGAGCAGAAAGAAAACUAUUUGAUUUAAAAUGGGCAUAUGCAGAAAUGUGUGAACAAACAAGAUCUGCUGAAAUGGCUGUAUUAGCACAGGCAAGAGCUGUUGCUGGAUUACCACAAAAUCAUAUAAUAUCACCUUCAUUAAUUGAGCAUGCUGAUACAGGUGUUGAUGAUUUAAGAAGAGUAUGUUGUACUAUUUCUAUUAGUUUUGUAAAAGGAUGGGGACCCGGAUAUACAAGAAGCGUUAUUAAGGAAACACCAUGUUGGGUAGAGAUACAAUUAACGAGACCUUUACAAUUAUUAGAUCGUCUUUUAAAACAAAGUAAUACUGCUUAA